Molecule: messenger RNA, 243 nt
Organism: Menidia menidia (Atlantic silverside)
Lineage: Eukaryota; Metazoa; Chordata; Actinopteri; Atheriniformes; Atherinopsidae
Source: the annotation of a GenBank genome assembly
AUGGACUUGGAAACUCUUCCUAAACUUGACAGUGCCAAUGAGGGACAAUCGUACGAGAAUUUAGUCCAAAACAUUAGGGAGAGUGGAAGCCCCAAACCGGUGAUGGUUUUUAUCCACGGGGGCUCCUACAUGGAGGGAACUGGGAAUAUGUUCGACGGCAGCAUCCUGGCCAGUUACGGGAACGUGAUCGUGAUAACCGUCAACUACCGCCUGGGCGUGCUAGAGCAGAUAUCUGAGAGCUGA